UGCUCAAACAUGCCCAGAUUACUAUUCAAGAUGGCGGAUGUCUUAGUCCGUGUUUUCUUGCAGACAAAAAUAACGUGACCUUGAACAGGCAGGUAUAUUAAACUGCGAUGGCUACGGAGCCAACGGUAUCUAGCUCUCAUGUUGAACACCUCUUAGCGGAGAUUGAAUCAAGUGACGGUCUCCUCGGACCAACGUUAAGAGCCGUGUAUGAUGGAGAGCAACACACUGAAUUUAUGGACAAGCUGGAGGAACGAAUACGAGUUCAUGACAAGGACAUCGAACGGAUGUGCAACUACCACUAUCAAGGUUUCAUCGAGUCUGUAAAUGAAUUGCUCAAAGUGCGUGGAGAAGCUCGAAAACUCAAGAUCAAAGUAAAGGAAGUGAAUGAAUCCAUGCAAGAAUCAGGACACGAGCUUACAAGCAAGUGUGAAAAUUUGAUACACUGCCGUACAACUCAAAGAAACAUUGUAUCAGCCAUAGAAACCCUCAGCCUUUGUUUACCAGUCCUAGAGAUGUACGCAAAACUAAAAGACCAGAUGAAAAACAGAAGGUACUACCCAGCUUUAAAAACUCUGGAGCAGCUUGAACACACAUAUCUUCCCCGGAUAAAAAGAUUCAGAUUUGCAGAGAUCAUGCAGGAAAGUAUCCCUGUUCUAAGAAAACACAUCAAAGAAGCUUCAAUGGCUGACCUAAGGGAUUUUCUUGAGAAAAUCAGAAAGGUUUCUGAGAAGUUGGGUUCAAUAGCAAUGAAGCAGGCAAUACAAAAGAACAACCUAACACUGAUGCAUGGAGUUGGUUUGAAGAAGAAAGGAGAGGACGAAGAGUUGGACAAAUCUGCUCAGGAUUUGGUGGAUUUUUCUCCAGUCUACAAGUGUUUAUACAUUUUCACUGUUGUUGGAGAAAGAGAAACCUUUGAUAACUACUACAGGAAACAAAGAAGAAAACAAGCUCGACUUGCAAUGGAACUCAGUCAUGGAAUUAGAGAUGGAGGCCUUGAGGUCUACAGAUCUUAUUUUCAUCAAAUUGUAGGGUUUUUUGUUGUUGAGGAUAUAAUUCUGCAUACAACCAAGGGUUUAGUAACAAGAUCAACAGUUGAUGACCUUUGGGAAAUGGCAGCAAACAAGAUUGCUCCUGUGCUCAUCACAUGUACACAAUCGAGUUACUGUGAAGAGCCUUCACUUCUCUUAAAAGUAAAAGAACUCAUUGUGUGGUUUUGUCACACAUUGUCGGGUUUUGGAUUUAAUGUAAAUAAAAUUUUUGAUGUCCUUCUUGAAAUGAGGCAUCAGUACAAUGAAAUUUUAUCAAAGGACUGGGAAGCUAUAUUCAAGAAAAUUUUUGAUGAAGAUAAUUAUGCACCAAUGAGCUGUCAAGAUGAGAGUGAAUACAAUGAUCUGCUGAGGGAAUUUCCAUUUGAUGACACAGAGAUACAUGGAACAAAGGAUCCUUUUCCAAGGCAGUUUCCAUUUUCUGAAGGUGUGGUUAAAGUUUAUCAAGAGGUCAAACACUACAUCAAGUCGUGUUUAAAAUUCAAUGAAAACCUUAAUGUCAGUCAAACUGAAAUUGGAGAUUCAGUGAGGAAGUCAACAAAUUUGCUGCUAACAAGAACACUGAAUGGUUGCAUCACAUCCAUUAUUAGAAGACCAACAAUGUCAAUUCCACAGCUCGUUCAAAUGUCCAUCAACACAGUUCAUUUAGAGGCGGCCUGUGUUCAUCUUGAAGAGUAUGUUACUAUUGUGACAGGCACUUCCAAUGAAGGGAUAAACGUUUCUCGGGUUUAUGGUUUGUCGUCAUUCAAGGACAUGAGAGCCGAGGCAGAGCAGCAAGUCUAUGAGAGACUCAACAUGAAAAUAGAAGAAUUUUUAGAAUUAGCCAAUUAUAAUUGGGUUCCGUCGAACUCCAGAUCGCAAGCCAGUAGCUAUCUAGUGGACCUGUUGGAGUAUCUCCAUACCACCUUCUUAAACUUCUCUACACUCCCGGGUAACGUGGCACAGACGGCGUGUAUGUCUUCGUGUAAAUAUCUAGCCACCAAGCUCAGAGAGAUGUUACUGGACGACGAGGUGAAACAGAUGAACUCGAAUGGUCUGGACGGGUUCAACCAGGACAUUAGGAAGUGUGAAGAAUUCGUGAAUUCCAAUCCUGUAGAAGGUAUCAGUGACGGCACACUACAGAUGACAUUUCUGGAACUCAGACAGUUGGUAGACUUGCUGUUAAAGGCAGACUGGUCGACAUAUUUUGCUGAUCACGGCUCCACAACAAGUAAAUACAGUCGAGUCAACCCGCAAGUUGUAGCCAAACUACUUGAGAAGAUGAUGGACACAGGAAAGAAAAAAAUGUUGACAUUGAAAAAAGUCGACCGGGACCGCAAAAAACUCAACGAAACAAUCCUGAAACGACUCAAGACCCUGGACGCAGAUUCCUCAGGAGCUUCUAUCAUGUGAGGAAUGAGAGGGACUUAAGGAUCUAUCUUAUCUUUAACGGGAAACAUUCGUUUAUUGACAAUAAAAGAUCUUAGAUGCUCCAGUAACGCGAUACAGCAGGCCAGGGAAUGUUGGAAAGAACCAAUUCAGUAUGUUGCUACCGUAAUUAUGGCUGCGCGGAGCUGAGACUACAAGCACGCGCUUGAAUAACUAACGUCGUAGAACUGGUGUUAUGGCGAAAGGAGUUCGUGAGAUUUCAACCAAAAAGGUCUGAUUAGUACGGAAAAGUGUAGCUUAAAAUGCAAAACUGGAAAUGUUAUUGUGUUAGAGGUUAGGUUGUUCUACUCAAAACUUUACUCCAACAGCUGAUGUUAGCGACUGUCUGACUUGACUCACUAGAUAAAGAAUGAUUCACGAGAUAAAAAUAAUCAGGAACAUUCCAAAAGUCAACAAUGAUGAGAAACUCGAAGCUAAUUUCAAGUGUAUAUAGCAGUAAUUACCUCAUUCGAAAACGAAACCGACGCUCAGCAGCUGUUUUUAUAACUCCCGUCAAUCAUAGCGACUACUAAAGAACAAAGGAAUCUUUUUGGAAAAGAGGGUUAUGCAUACGACAAGAAGAGUUCAUAAUGUUACUUAGCAAUAUUCUGUUAUUGUGGAAACCAUGAUUGGCGGCAGUUAGUAAGAACAGCUGUCAAAUGACAAGAGCAGUUUUCAAGUGAGUUUCGAAAGUAAUCAGGCAAUUACCUUGGUUUCGGUAGUGGUUUUACUACAGUUUGAGAUUUGAUGUGAAGUCUUAUUGGUAAGUAGUUGGUUUGGUUUUGGUGUUACGAUACUCAACUGAAAACCGCUCUAUCUCGCCGAUCACAGCAAACAGUUCUAACGCAAUGAACCAAUCAAAACUAGAGGUAACACAUGGAACCGGCGCUAAGCGCGGGAAAACGCGUAAGCGUUGAUUGGCUGUGAUUGGUCAGGGGUCGCGAAUCCAAUUUUUUUUAGCUCACCAAUCAUAAGUUUAAGGCUCACAUAAUUAUUUUGGAUAGUCAGUUAAAACUACUCUUAGAAUUUCAAUGAUAGUUGUUUAUAAUUUGAACAUCUCUUGUCGUGUUUAGAAUUCUCCUAAUGUAAAUUAACUAACUUAAGCCCUGAAAGACACGCAGUCUGGCGGCAUUCUCGCCAAAUCAGAAUGAAAAGUGGAAGAAAUGAACAAGUCAAGACUUGAGCAAUAGAAUUUGAGUUAAUAUUUCCUCGGUGAUUUGUUAAUUUCAACAGGGAUUAAGGAUUUUUUUGUAUAUUUUUGUGGAUGUUUAUUUUUGGUUAGGUGUUAUCAAGUUUUUCAGUUAUAAGGUUUCAUCCAAAAUACCGCAUCCUCUCUAAAUCUUCAAGCUUUCCUUUGGACUCGCUAUUUUUCAUUCCAGGAGUUUCUUGAUGUAGCCGAGUGGUUCAAAUUAAGUGGAUGGUUAAUUAAAUGUGCCUCCUAAGAAAAAAAUAUUUGACAGGAAAUUUUUCAGUAUGGUGGCCAAGAAUGGACGUCGUACAAAUAUUUGGCACCAGAUAUCUUUCUGUAUUUGGGUUUAAAAAACCUGCAAAUUGAGUUAAUUUCGCAAUUCAGAUUUUAGCGAUUUUUGUACGAAAAUUUUAUAAGUUUAAAAAUAUUGAAUUGUGUACAUACUAUUCACAUGUCAAAUCAUUUAGGUUAAAAUGUUAUCCGGCAAUGUAAAAUUAUUAGGCUAUUAUGAAUUAAAGGUUUCUCUUAAGUAUCGUUUUGA
Messenger RNA from Orbicella faveolata, 4183 nucleotides. RefSeq names its product exocyst complex component 6B-like. Gene Ontology annotation, biological process: Golgi to plasma membrane transport; intracellular protein transport; exocytosis. NCBI's taxonomy places the organism in Eukaryota, Metazoa, Cnidaria, Anthozoa, Scleractinia, Merulinidae. Gene Ontology annotation, cellular component: membrane; exocyst. The record is from RefSeq and is a predicted model, not a curated record.